CCGCCGCAGACACGGGAACUGCUUCGAAGCCGCUGGAGCAGCGCCCGACGCUAAGGUUCUCUAAUGAUCUUGCUUCACCAUGGCUACAAAUAUGGAGGGGCUGGUUCAGCACAGAGUGGGGACCCAACAGGUGGCUGAGGUACAUCCAGGUGACCACUCAGCAUCUUGAACCUUGCAUUUGGUACCACGUACACAGAACUCUCAGUCCGAAUCUCCAGGGAUGACCAGCCCCUCCCCACGCAUUCAGAUAAUCUCCACCGACUCUGCGGUAGCCUCACCUCAGCGCAUUCAGAUUGUGACAGACCAGCAGACAGGACAGAAGAUCCAAAUAGUCACCGCAGUGGACCCCUCCGGAUCUUCCAAACAGCAGUUCAUCCUGACCAGCCCAGAUGGAGCUGGAACUGGCAAGGUGAUCCUGGCUUCUCCGGAGACAUCCAAUGCCAAGCAGCUCAUAUUCACCACCUCGGACAGCCUUGUCCCUGGCAGGAUUCAGAUCGUCACGGAUUCUGCUUCCGUGGAGCGUUUGCUGGGGAAGACAGACGCCCAGCGGCCCCAGGUGGUUGAAUACUGUGUGGUCUGUGGUGAUAAAGCCUCUGGCCGUCACUAUGGGGCUGUCAGUUGUGAAGGUUGCAAAGGUUUCUUCAAAAGGAGCGUGAGAAAAAAUCUGACCUAUAGCUGCCGGAGCAACCAAGACUGCAUUAUCAACAAGCACCACCGCAACCGCUGUCAGUUCUGUCGACUGAAGAAGUGCCUAGAGAUGGGCAUGAAGAUGGAAUCUGUACAGAGUGAACGGAAGCCCUUUGAUGUGCAACGAGAGAAACCAAGUAAUUGUGCUGCUUCAACUGAGAAAAUCUAUAUCCGCAAGGACCUGAGAAGUCCUCUGAUAGCCACUCCCACAUUUGUGGCAGACAAGGAUGGAGCAAGACAAACAGGUCUUCUUGAUCCAGGGAUGCUUGUGAACAUCCAGCAGCCUUUGAUACGUGAGGAUGGUACGGUUCUCCUGGCCACGGAUUCCAAGGCUGAAACAAGCCAGGGAGCUCUAGGUACACUGGCAAAUGUAGUGACGUCCCUUGCCAAUCUAAGUGAAUCCUUAAACAAUGGCGACACUUCAGAAAUCCAGCCAGAGGACCAAUCUGCAAGUGAAAUUACUCGGGCAUUUGACACCUUAGCUAAAGCUCUUAAUACCACAGACAGCUCCUCACCUCCAAGCCUGGCAGAUGGGAUAGACACCAGUGGAGGAGGGAGCAUCCAUGUCAUCAGCAGAGACCAGUCAACCCCCAUCAUUGAAGUUGAAGGCCCCCUCCUUUCAGACACACAUGUCACAUUUAAGCUGACAAUGCCAAGCCCGAUGCCAGAGUACCUCAACGUACACUACAUCUGUGAGUCUGCAUCCCGUUUGCUUUUCCUGUCCAUGCACUGGGCAAGGUCAAUCCCAGCCUUCCAGGCACUUGGACAAGAUUGCAACACCAGCCUGGUGCGGGCCUGCUGGAAUGAGCUCUUCACCCUUGGUCUGGCCCAGUGUGCUCAGGUCAUGAGUCUCUCCACCAUCCUGGCAGCCAUUGUCAACCACCUGCAGAACAGCAUCCAGGAAGAUAAGCUUUCUGGGGACCGGAUAAAGCAAGUCAUGGAGCACAUCUGGAAGCUGCAAGAGUUCUGUAACAGCAUGGCAAAGCUGGAUAUAGAUGGCUAUGAGUACGCAUAUCUUAAAGCUAUAGUUCUCUUUAGUCCCGAUCAUCCAGGUUUGACAGGCACAAGCCAGAUUGAGAAAUUCCAGGAGAAGGCACAGAUGGAGCUACAAGACUAUGUGCAGAAAACUUACUCAGAAGACACAUACCGAUUGGCCCGGAUUCUCGUCCGCCUGCCUGCGCUCAGGCUCAUGAGCUCCAACAUAACAGAAGAACUAUUUUUUACUGGCCUCAUUGGCAAUGUUUCAAUAGACAGCAUAAUCCCCUACAUCCUCAAGAUGGAGACAGCAGAGUAUAAUGGCCAGAUCACCGGAGCGAGUCUAUAGUGCACAUCAGGCUCCUGCCACCAGUGAGAAACCUUCUAGGAUGGUGCAGACAAGAAAGGAAGGAAAAGUAGUGGGAUCUUGGUAUGUGCAAAUAUUUUCAGUAUGUUAGCCACUUCCUAACUGGUUUCCUCUUACCUGUUAGUUCCAAACUAAAAGACUAGUAGGAUCCUUUCCUGCCAUCAAGAAAUGUUUUAAUGCCUUUUGAUGAAGCAGAUUUUGAAACAAUCUUUUAACUCAAUUUGUAUUUAGAAAUUCUCAAAGGGCAAAAAACAAAACUGAAGUUUUAUAAUGUCAGAGACUAGUAUUAAAACUAAAAGAACCUAAGAACAGAAUGUGUAAAUACAUUAAAAAAAAAAAAGUCCUUGGAAUUAAUAGCUACUAAUUACCAGGGUAAUAUUAGCACUUUCUAAGCACUUCUUAUCAACAUUUGUAAUGUUAGCAACAUCUUGCCUAGACAGGGCAAAUGGAACUGUGUCUUUUGCUGAAAUGCUAAUAACUUCUAUAAAAACUCACAAGGGUACAGGAGACAAUCAUUCAUAUUCAGAAAAGGGCAGCAGCACUCCUAACUGUGCACACAAUGGUGGUGGUGCGUUAAAUCCUGGGAGGAAAGCCUGGCUUACUGGUGGUGUGUAACAGCACAAUUGGCAGUGACCCCAACCAGGAACUUCCAGCUUGUUGGGUUUCCUGCCACAUCACGUGGCCUUGGUCUGUGAGGCAUUUCUGAAUACUCCAGAAUGUGGGAUUCUCUUCUGAUUGGUUUUCAGAAUUAGGUUACAUCUUGUCAGAUUUGCCUGCAAAAUAAGUCAUGUAAUUCCUCCAAUGACUGAAAAUGUCCCCAGGUUCCUCCACCACCAUGGUCGUUAGAGCCUUUUGACCAAAAAGAACAAAGUAAGCAUUCUGAACUCAGGACAGCACUUCUUGACUGUGACCUGGAAUAGCUCACGCUGUAAUAGCUCAUGCUGUCCACAUCGGUGGGGACUCCCAGUUCUGGUGUACCCAGUGCCUGCAUUGGUCAGAAUCUGCAGCAGGAUGGAGGCUGUGCAGCCAUGUAGAGCUGAACAGAAGGCAUCAGGAUGCAUUUUCAGAUACUAAAUAUUAGAGAUUUCCAUGUCUGCAGACUAGCUCUCUGCUGGGAGGUUGUUCAUUGUCCUGGUACACCAUGCUUUUUGGUUUCUUGGGGAGUGCCCCAGUCGGAGAAUCCUCGCAGCAUUUAAAUGGAAGCAGAAGAGCACCCACUUUUUUAAAAGCAAAACUAAGGCCAGGCACAUGACACACACUUGGGAGGCUGAGACAGCAGGGUCAGAAGGUCACCGCCAGCCUGGGCAACUUAGGGAGGAACCCCUGUCUGUUUUAAAGUGGGGAGCAGGUCUGGGCUGUGACUCAGUGGUAGAGUGCUUGCCUAGUAUGUGCAAGGCCCUGGAUUCCAUCUCUAGCACCAAAACAAAAAAGGAAGGGGGGGGAGUAACCCCUGUUCCCAAAGUGAUGUUUUCUCCUCAGAAAUUAUAGUGAUCAUAGCUUCCAAUGCAAGAAUUCAGUCACAAUGAAGUUAACUUUUUAAAGCAUCCUACAUUCCCAAGGAUGUGCUAGUAACAGCCUUUCCUAUAAGAAAAGUGGCAAGUGGGAGGCUGGGCCAGGUGCUUCAUAUUAUUUGUCUAGCAGUAAUAAUACCUCCUGUCCAGUUAAAUUGUUGAUACAAAAAGAUCUGUAAUCACUGUCAUGGGGCCCAAGGUCAAACAGGAUGUAUCCUCUUGAGGUGUCUAUCUCCAGUUUCUAAAUUCCUAUUUGGAUUUAAUCACAUUUACAGGUCAGGCUUUGAAAGCCAAAAUUAGAGGAAUAGUGGGGAUGGCCAUUAUAAAAUGAUGGGAAGGACUUAAUUUUGCCAGCUUGAAGUAAUGUUGUUAGUUUCUCAUACCAACAUGUUUUAAAUUAAAAAUUUUAGACAAAAAGACUGCACAAAGCCAUGGUUCAGGUAGGUGUCUCUCAUCUCUGCUUAUAAAGGACUUUAAUAGAGAGCAUCUAUGCAAUGUGCAGUUACUGACUAGGUUCCUUUGCUGGUUUUGGAGAAUGCCAGGCCUCAUUCCCAGGGCACUCAGCAGCAGGGCCUAGGUAUCCCAUGUCCAUUAGGCUAUUUAAACUCAGGUUCAGGUGCUGAGCUCUGGUGAGAAAGCACCAGUGAAAAAGUUAAUUAUAACCUGCCUGGUCCUUCUAAAGUUUCAUUUGUUUCCCAGAUCUACUUGGCCUUACCUUGGAAAGAAAAGUGGCCUUUCCUUUAAGCCACAUCCACAUCACCCAGAUUCUCAUUGCCUGAAAUCAGUUCAAGCCUUUGAGUGUGGGUCCUUUUAUCUUUCAUCAAAUUGAUUUAGGAAAGUCAGCCCAAGACCAGUUAGAGAGAUCCCAACCUAGUAUUUUCAGAGGCUCUCUACCCUUGGCUAGGAAUCUCACACUGUGGAUCGGAUGAGGCAAGAUCAGGCCUCUUCCUGCCUAGUUCUGGCCACAAAGCCUGGCUACUCUUCCCUUAGUGAGAGGACAGUGGCUUAGGGAGAUCAACAGACACAAGCUGUCUGCAUAACUGGGCUCUUUUCUGUUAAGUACCUCAAAUAAUGUUAUGUGUUGAAAUUUAAGGAAAUCACCUUAUAUAAGCAUAAAAUAAGACAGAAAAGAUGUAGACAAAGACCAAAUUACGUAGUAAUUUUCAAGUUACUCCCUCAAGGUGUUUGUAAAGUAUAGCACCAUCCUCCCAGUUUGCAAACCAUGUGUGUGCGCAUAUUGAGAAGGUUGCUUUAUUUGUUGUCUAAUCUGUGUAUACAACUACAGAUGGCAUUCUUGUGUUUAGGUUUAUUUAAGUUCAAGUAGAGUCACUUGUUAGUCCUUGAGGGAUCAUUUCCUAGCUUGUCAGUAUUAGAUACGGACUCUGUUCUGAGGCAGUCAGGAUACCAACCAAGGUGGUCGAAGUAGACACUGUGGCCUCUAAGUGACGCAGCAUCCACACCACCACACAUCCACACUUGGCAACAAGGCAGGAAUUUAGGACUUGAGCUGUAGUGGGCCAUUUCCUAUAAGGGCAGUCCUGCUCAUGACCUGCCUCUGACCAGCAACCCUGGCAGUUUCUAGGAUCUGGCCUCAUGAAGUCCAGAAGCUUCUUGAUGCUCUCCAGUGGAAACCGUUUGAUGUGUAGGAGACUGUAGGUGCUGCUGAACCAGUUCUCUAUGUCCAGGCCAUGAAAAGCACCAUCCUCUGACACCUUUUUUCCUGUGGAGGGUUCUGGGACCUCUUCGGGCUUAGAAACAUCACCACCAAGCAGGUACCCACCUCUUCCUUUGCCCAACUUACAUUCUAUGUGGCUCUUUGCAAAUGUCUUAAGUUUGAUGUAAAUUUUUGAAACCAAUUCCAAUUGAGAUACUGGUUUAGAUCUUUUGUGCAAGGUUCUGGACCUCCUCAUUGAGUGCCUCCCACCACUGGUCCUCUCAGUGGCAUUGUAUCCAUAGUCAUAGGCCUGGAUGACUGAAUGAAUGUACAUGUGUCUGUCUUCUCUGUACAGUGUAUAUAGUGUGUACAUAGGUGUAUAUUAUGUAUACAGACACGCAGACACGCAUCCAAACUUAUGUUAUUGAAUUGAUGCUAGCAUUGCUAAGAUGGAUGGAUGUGGAUGUUGCACAGUCUCUCAGCAGGGAAGCUGUGCUGGUAAGUUUCUUAACUGUUUUCAAGGGACUGCCUGGGAAGGGCUGGACAGUCAGUUCUCUGGGUACACAAGGACCAGGGAAGCUGAGACAGUUUAGUCUAAUAUCAAAAAUGAAGUGGUCAUUAUGAUCCUGCAGAACAGCCAUUUAGGCCUAAUAGGGAGGGAGGAACUUGAUGGCUGAGGUCAUCAGCCUUCCUCAGUACUCUGAGCUCUUCGUGUGGUUCAAGGACUCAGGACUCCCAAGAAAAAGGCAGUGGUCUCUCUUACUCCUGUCCUUGUAACUUUUCCCACCUAAUUCCUGGUAAAAAUAACCAGCCUACCAAGUAUUCUUUAAAAAUAAAUGCCAAUGGUGACAACCUUUGUGGCAUUUAAGUUACAAAUAGUAAAUUAAGUUGCUCCUAUAACAAAGCAUAUGAAGAAAUCUAGACUUAAAUCCAUUCUGUAAAUUAUGAUUUAAGUUUUUCAGAGAAAAGUUAUAUUUACUAUGGACAUGUUUGGCCCAUUAAAAAAAAAAAAAGGAUGCCAAAUUUUCAUCUGCCAGGUUCUAGUCUAAUGAAAUUUGGCCCCCAUGAUUGGGAUUUAGGCUGCUGGUGGCCAUGGUGAGCAGAGGCCUGGCUAGGAAGCCAUUGGCUAAAUGCUAAACUUGCAUGACCCAUGGGUUGCUCUUUGUGUUUUUGAGGUAAGCUAUCAAAAUGUUUCAGAAACACUUCAUGAGACCCUAGUCCUCAGUGCCUUUUGUGAGACAUGGGUAACUUAGCCUUUGGCUUCCCGUCUCUGCUCUGUCCCUGGCCUCACCCCUCGUGAUUGUUUAGGUCUUGCCCAUGCCAUUGUGACAAUCACUGUUGAAAAUGGCUUUCCAGUUAAAAACACACAUGGAAGCCUAACAUUCUCAAAAUGAACACUUCAGUUUCUGUUGUUGUUGUUGUUGGGGGGGCUAGUGGUCUUAGCAGCAGCUAAGGAUAAUUCACUUGAUAGCUUAAAGUGUCUUAGGAAGAAGAGAGAAAUGUCAAGACAUUUUUAAUACUCAGCAAUCUACUUUUCAGAGUGUCUUUACAUACACCACAGAAAAAUGCUCAACAUUAACCUGUAGAUAGACUGUGUUAAAUGUUAAUGUUUUGGGUAACAUUUUGAAGACUAUAUUACACAUGGCCUUUCUUCAGGAAAAGUAUCAUCAGUCGUCAUUCAUGGACUCCAAUGCUGCUGCACAUACAACUCAAGUGCUGGAAUAUUUUUCUAGUCUGUUUUCCCAAUUAUCUUGUAAAUCAGUGUUCAAUUAGUUUUAUAACUGAAAAGCUGCACAUUUUUCAUAGUACCAAUUAGUUUUACCUGUAGUUUGGAUUUCUGUAUUAAAAUGUAGCUGCAUUAUCCACCCUUAAAAAAAAAAAAGACAUUAAAGGAAAAUUUAGUAUGAGAUUUUCUUGGGACCGUUUCU
Jaculus jaculus (lesser Egyptian jerboa) is the source of this 7122-nucleotide messenger RNA. RefSeq names its product nuclear receptor subfamily 2 group C member 2 (gene Nr2c2). The transcript is spliced from 16 exons. Bases 221 to 2011 code for a protein of 596 amino acids. Gene Ontology annotation, biological process: anatomical structure development; positive regulation of transcription by RNA polymerase II; cell differentiation. Gene Ontology annotation, molecular function: nuclear receptor activity; RNA polymerase II cis-regulatory region sequence-specific DNA binding; zinc ion binding. NCBI's taxonomy places the organism in Eukaryota, Metazoa, Chordata, Mammalia, Rodentia, Dipodidae. The record is from RefSeq and is a predicted model, not a curated record.